AUGCGCCAGCCUGAAGCAGGUAAUUGUUACCCAGUGGCAAUUAGGAGGCCUGCGCCAGGCCCCACCCUCCUCCCCCUGGGUGAUACUCCAGCGCUCCGAGCUCCACCUCGCCUACAGGGUUCGCGCUUCCACAGUUCCCGCCGGGAGCGCUAUGGCACAGUUUUCAAGACGCACCUACUGGGCAGGCCGGUGAUCCGAGUGAGCGGAGCUGAGAACGUUCGCAUCAUCCUGCUAGGUGAACACCGCUUGGUGCGCAGUCAGUGGCCCCAGAGCGCGCACAUCCUGCUAGGCUCCAACACACUGCUGGGGGCGGUUGGUGAGCCACACCGGCAGCGGCGCAAGGUCCUUGCGCGCCUGUUCAACCGCACCGCACUGGAGCGUUACAUACCGCGCCUGCAGGGGGCGCUGCGGCAUGAGGUUCGCUCCUGGUGCGCUGCUGCAGGACCAGUAGCUGUCUAUGAGGCUGCUAAGGCGCUCACCUUCCGCAUGGCCGCGCGCAUCCUACUGGGUUUGCGACUGGAUGAGGCACGGUGCGCCGACCUGGCCCGGACCUUCGAGCAACUGGUGGAGAAUCUCUUCUCGCUGCCCUUGGAUGUACCCUUCAGCGGCUUGCGCAAGGGCAUCCGGGCCAGGGACCAGUUGCAUCAGCACCUGGAGGAGGCCAUUGCUGCGAAGCUUCGUGAGGACAAAGCAGCAGAGCCAGGUGACCCCCUCAGCCUCAUCAUGCACAGCGCUAGGGAGCUGGGCCAGGAGCUCUCAGUGCAGGAGCUAAAGGAGUCAGCUGUGGAGCUCCUCUUCGCCUCCUUCUUCACCUUGGCCAGUGCCAGUACGUCCCUAAUCCUGCUGCUACUACAGAACCCUGCAGCCAUUGCCAAGAUCCAGCAGGAGCUGGCGGCGCAGGGGCUGGGGCGCGCUUGUAGCUGCUGGCCUGGGGCAGCGGGGCCCCAGCUGGAAUGCAGCUGCCAGCCCGACCUCACGCUAGCUUCCCUGGGCCGUCUGCGCUACGUGGACUGCGUGGUGAAAGAGGUGCUGCGCCUCCUGCCGCCGGUGUCGGGUGGCUACCGCACAGCGCUGCGAACUUUCGAACUCGACGGUUACCAGAUCCCCAAAGGUUGGAGCGUGAUGUAUAGCAUCCGGGACACUCAUGAGAUGGCCACUUGGUACAGUAGCCCGCCCAAAGGCUUUGACCCGGAGCGCUUUGGCGCAGCGCGUGAAGAACCGGGCACUUCCAGUCGCUUCCAUUACAUCCCGUUUGGCGGCGGGGCGCGUAGCUGUCUUGGCCAGGAACUGGCACAAGCAGUGCUGCAACUGCUAGCUGUGGAGCUGGUACGCACCGCGCGCUGGGAGCUGGCUACACCCGCCUUCCCGGCCAUGCAAACAGUGCCCAUUGUCCACCCAGUGGACGGGUUGCGGCUCUUUUUCCACCCGCUUGUACCUGCAGCCAUGGAAAAUGGGGUACAGCUCUGACCUGUGCAGCACUUCAAGACUCGCCCAGUGACUGCAAGGGACACGCUCGUUUGGUGGUUCAGUUUUUCAAUAAACCUUAAUCGAAA
Molecule: messenger RNA, 1553 nt
Organism: Cavia porcellus (domestic guinea pig)
Lineage: Eukaryota; Metazoa; Chordata; Mammalia; Rodentia; Caviidae
Product: cytochrome P450 26C1
Exons: 5
Coding region: 1-1467 (488 amino acids)
Biological process (GO): sterol metabolic process
Molecular function (GO): iron ion binding; monooxygenase activity; heme binding
Source: RefSeq, a predicted model, not a curated record